AUGGCACCAAAACCAACGUUCAGCACUUCAAUACAGCCCCCACCAGGACCCAACGCAAAGCUAGUCCUCCCAUCCAAAACUAGCAACACCAACCCCACUAUCUUCAACGAUGCAAUGAUAAUCCGAAAGUCCGUCUUUAUUGACGAGCAGCACUGCAGCGCGGACUCCGAGAUCGACACUGACGAUUGCCGCAGCUGGCACUGGGUCCUCUACGACAACUCCACCGCGACAUCCACGCCGGUGGGGGUGAUCCGCCUGGUGCCCCCGCCGCAGACGCCUCAUGCUCAUCUCACGGAACCACCGGCGGCAGUUGCGCAGGGAGGCCCCGAAUAUGACUGGGCGCACGAGCCCUGUAUCAAGCUGACGCGGGUGGCGAUCAUGCCGUCGUCCCGGGGCCUCGGACUUGGGCGACGAUUGGUGGAGACGGCGCUGGAGUGGGCGGCUGUGCACGCGGCAGAUAUAGACGAGGCUGCGGCACAGGUCGCUGCGAGGGGGAACUCACCUGUUACUCCGGCUCCGUGGCGGGGUUUGGUUCUUGUUCAUGCUCAGGUGGAUGUUGAGGGGAUGUAUGCUGGGCUUGGAUUUGAGACGGAUCAAUCGCUGGGUCGGUGGGAUGAGGAAGGUAUUGAGCAUGUGGGUAUGUUCCGGCGAGUGACUUUGCAUAAAUAA
Messenger RNA from Penicillium griseofulvum, 669 nucleotides. Its product is annotated as GNAT family N-acetyltransferase. Gene Ontology annotation, molecular function: acyltransferase activity, transferring groups other than amino-acyl groups. Lineage: Eukaryota; Fungi; Ascomycota; Eurotiomycetes; Eurotiales; Aspergillaceae. Bases 1 to 669 code for a protein of 222 amino acids. The record is from RefSeq and is a predicted model, not a curated record. The transcript has a single exon.